Molecule: messenger RNA, 882 nt
Organism: Fonsecaea monophora
Lineage: Eukaryota; Fungi; Ascomycota; Eurotiomycetes; Chaetothyriales; Herpotrichiellaceae
Exons: 4
Coding region: 1-882 (293 amino acids)
Cellular component (GO): cytoplasm
Molecular function (GO): oxidoreductase activity, acting on the CH-OH group of donors, NAD or NADP as acceptor
Source: RefSeq, a predicted model, not a curated record
AUGCCCGGACUUAAGCUCAAUGGCGCAUCAGCAAUAGUAACAGGUGCAGGAUCUGGCAUCAACUUGGCCUUCGCAAAAACUCUCGUUGAGAAAGGUUGCAAUGUCUUGAUUGCCGACAUUGGCCUUCGACCCGAAGCACAAGCAUUGAUCGACUCGGUGAACACACAGAAGUCUGGUGCAAAGGUCGUCUUCCAGCGGACGGAUGUCACCGAUUGGGCGCAGCUCGAGGAAACCUUUGAUCGUGUCGAGAAGGAGUUUGAGACAGUCCCUGAUCUUCUAAUUCUCCCGGAAUUUCAACAGCCAGGGACCGGGUUUUGGGGUGAUAAGGAUAGCGGCUCUCGCUACAAGGUUAUCGAUGUCAACCUGAUCCAUCCCAUGAAGAUGACCAGAAUCGCAAUCCGUCGAAUGCUGCGCGCCAAAAAGACAGGCGUGAUUCUCCAUGUUGCCAGCGUUGCCGCAGAGACCCUUAGUGUGAUCACACCCCUUUACCAAGCGUCGAAACAUGGCAUUGGGAGCUUCGUCAUGGGUAUGAGUGGGUUAGAAGGACUUUGCGGUAUUCGCGUACUGGGGGUAGCACCAGGGUCCAUCAAAACACCACUUCUGUUGGAAGAUCCCAAAGUUUCCAAGUGGAUCGAUCCUACCAAAGACAAACUGCUCGAUCCCAGCGUCAUCGCUCAAGCUCUACUCGCAUUGGCCGAGAAUGUUAAUGACAAGUAUCCCCCCGGCACGCUUCUGGAGGUCACGGAAGAGAGCGAGGAGUUAUGGCGGAGCAUUCCCCUCUACAACAAUCCUGGGCCCCCAAGGUUAAAUUUGGCCAGCAAUAAGGAUAGUGCCCUCACGACUAUCAAACAGAUGCUGGAGGAAGAAAAAGGGGAGAGAUAA